AUGUUUGAAGUUGCUCAAACAAACACAAUGAAAAACUUUCGAUUUGCCGACUUUGAAAAUCAUAGUGCUUCUCAGCUGCCCUAUGGCAAAGCUCUCUACACGUAUGAGGGGAAGGAGCCUGGAGACCUCAAGUUCAACAAGGGGGACAUCAUCAUCCUGCGGCGCAAGGUGGAUGAGAACUGGUACCAUGGGGAGCUCAAUGGAAACCACGGCUUCUUCCCCGCCAGCUAUAUCCAGUGUAUCAAGCCUCUCCCGCAAGCUCCACCUCAGGGCAAAGCACUUUAUGACUUUGAGAUAAAGGAUAAAGAUCAAGACAAGGACUGCCUGACUUUCACCAAGGAUGAAAUUUUAACUGUCAUCAGGAGGGUAGAUGAUAACUGGGCAGAAGGAAUGCUGGGAGACAAGAUUGGCAUUUUCCCUAUCCUCUAUGUUGAGCUCAACGAAUCAGCUAAACAGCUUAUUGAGAUGGACAAGACAUGCUUAGCUGCCGCGUCUGGCUGUGAUGUCCCCUUGCCAUCUGACACCGCCCUGGCAGUCACUUUGGCGCAGUGCUCUACCUUAAACAGUGCAGGAGCGGUCAGUGCCAUCCAGAGGCACAUUGAGGGCAAGAAGAAUGCCAAGAAGCGCCACUCCUUCACUGCUCUCAGUAUGACCCACAAAUCCUCCCAGGCCAUGAGUAACAGGCACUCCAUGGAAAUUAGCGCUCCCGUUUUGAUCAGCUCGAGCGACCCACGAGCUGCUGCCCGAAUCGGAGAGUUGACUCAUCUUUCAUCCAGUGCUCCAGCCCAGGAUUCCUCUUCGAUUGGAACAGCCACGGUGGCUGGUCCCAGGACAAGUGCAAUAAUUGGAGAUCAGGGAACACCACCGAAGGUCCAGCUCCCCCUCAAUAUCUAYCUAGCUCUGUACGCCUACAAGCCUCAGAAGAACGAUGAGCUGGAGCUGCGCAAAGGUGAGAUGUACCGGGUCAUUGAGAAGUGUCAAGACGGCUGGUUCAAAGGCACCUCUCUGAGAAGCGGCAUGUCCGGAGUCUUCCCAGGCAACUACGUGACUCCCGUUUCCAGAGUGCCCGCGGGAGCCGGGCAGCCGCGCAACAACCCCGGCGGAGCGGCGAAAGGGGCGCCGGGCGCCAUCCACRCCGGAGGGACGAGUCACGCGAGCGCUGCCGCGGCCGUCAGACCCACGGCCCCCGUGCCCGCGCCGCAGGCGCACCCGCAGCUCCCGGGAGCCUCCCCGCAGCUGGGCAACUGCUUGAGGUACUCGGCGCCCGCCGGCCAGCCGCGCAGCGCCGUGCAGAUGGCUCACCCCGCGGCGCAGGGCCCCGAGCGGCCCACAGCCACCGUCUCCCCGCUGCGCACGCCGAGCUCGCCCUCGCGCCUGCCGGCCGCCACCGUGCGCCCUCACCCCGCCGUCUCGCCCCAGCACAGCCUGCAGCCGCCGGCGCCGGGGCUGCCGGGCGCCCGGCCCCUCAUCCCGCUGACCUCGGCCGCCGCCGCCAUCACCCCGCCCAACGUGAGCGCCGCGCACCUCAACGGCGACACUGGCAGCGGGCCCCUCGGCGGCAUGGCGGCCCCCGGCCCCGCUGCYAAGGCGGAGGAGAGGAAGAAUGAAAAGAAGGAGAAGAAGAGCGGCCUGCUGAAACUCCUGGCGGGAGCGUCGACGAAGAAGAAGUCGCGCUCGCCGCCRUCCGUGUCGCCCACGCACGACGCCCAGGCGGCCCUCGAAGGCGCCCUGCAAGGGGCCGUGGGACCCGAGCUCUCCUCCCUCUCCAGCCACGGCAGGGCCGGCUCGUGCCCCAUCGAGAGCGAAAUGCAGGGAGCCAUGGGCCUGGAGCCGCUGCACAGGAAAACAGGCUCCUUGGAUUUGAAUUUUUCCAUCCCUUCUCCUGCCCGGCAGCCCCUCUCUUCCAUGGCAGCUAUCCGGCCGGAGCCGAAGCCCUUGCCGCGGGAAAGGUACCGCGUCGUGGUGCCCUACCCGCCGCAGAGCGAGGCCGAGAUCGAGCUGAAGGAAGGCGACAUCGUGUUCGUGCACAAGAAGCGCGAGGACGGCUGGUACAAAGGGACGCUACAGAGGAACGGCCGGACGGGCCUCUUCCCCGGCAGCUUCGUGGAGAGCUUCUGAGGAGAGCUCUGCCACCCGCUGGGGCGAGAGGGGACACCCCCAGCACAGGGAGAGACAGCAAAGGGAAACCUGACUGAUAACCACUGCCAUUUUUAAUUUCCAAAGACCCCCUCCAGUCUGCAGCGUUGGAGACACCGUGCCCCGCUGCGCUUCUGAGGCGGCGCGCGGUGCGCACGGCGGUAUGUUGAAGUAGUGCCUUCCACCCGGAAUCGCGGAGCGAAAGGACGCCCCUGUGGACUGUACGUGACCUGGACUCCAGCUGUUAAUCCUUUGUGUAAAUUAUAGAGAAAAUAUCUUUAAAAGAGAAAAAAAAAAAAAAAAAGAUUAAGAGGAGAGUUGUUAUAUUGCUGUAACUUAUUUGUCAGAGCUGCAGUGUUCUUAUUACUGGCCUAUGCAAGAUGGAUUUGAGAGUUCACGGAGGUGUGCUAGGAAGCUCUUAAACUGGGAUUUUGCUUUUCCAGAGGGCAAAAGAGGGAGGGGAGGGUGGAGAAAAACCCAGGUAAGAUUUGUGCAUUGUCAUGCAAGACAGAAUGAAGAGUCCAAAACAUCAGUGUCAUGCUUUCUAUAUACCUCAAAGAUAUGCUGCGUGAGUUUGUCAGUAAACGUGUCAGUGCUCAGAGUCCCACGGCAGCCGGGCUCCCAGUGUUGCCGCUGGGAAGAUCCCGGAGGAAGUUUGGCUCCACUGUGCAACUGUGGUUAUUUGAGCAGAAUCCCUUUUGCCCGUCUUCUGCCCUUGUUAUAUGCAGCAUGGAUUUUUGUCCGUCAGUAUCACUUUCCAUCGCUUUUUUGUAUGACGUACCUUUUUACUGUAAGAAUUGUUAUACUUUAUAUAUAUUCCUAAUAGAUCAGACAUUUCCUCUUUUUCAUACAUCUGGUGCUAUUCUUUUUAACUGUUAAAGAUUUGGUCUGGUUAAGCAGAGAGGCUGCAACAAGAUUUGCAUUAAACCUAUGAAGCUAGAAACAUACCUGAAGAUCGAGAUCAGACUGACCGGUUCACGUUUUGUAGAGGAAAAAUAAAGAAAAAAAAGAAAAAAACAGAAAAACUGCUUGGUCAGUGAUAAAUAUACCUGAAGGAAGAUGCGUGUGCAAUAAGCACACGCUCACGCUCUCACGUGUAUUCAUAGUGUCGGACGAGCCACACUAAAGCACAGCAUUCUGACCAGAGAGUGAUAAUUACUCCAGAAUUGGAAGUAAUUCCCGGAGGAGUCGUUUUAAUUGACUUUUUCAUGGCAAUAAGAAGAACACUGCAGGUUCUAGCACACACAGGGACUGCGGAAAUUUCCUCUGUCGUUGCAUCACAGAGAUGAAAGCUGAGCUGCGACAGCUGUAAUUACUAUUAUCGAAAUGUGAUUUCUCACUGUAGAAAUGUACAGUUCUGGAGACUGUUCAGUUUCUAAACAUGGUCAAGCUACAAUACAAAAAGUAUCAGGCAAUAUAAGCUUCCAUCUACCAGGGACUUAAAGGUGCAAUAAAUGUAAAGCAAGUUCAGUCAGUUAUUCAUAUCGAGGAGAAUGAGGGGGAAAAAAGAAGUGUAAUUGUGGAAGUAUUUAAGAAGAAAUGAAUUCUUGAUGAAUGAAACAUGAUGAAAGAAUUUUCUUAGCUGUAUCUGUACCUUGCCUUUCCCAGGGGCUGGCUCUUUGCCAAAGCCAACAUGUGGUGGUUGUUUAAAAGCGUGUCGGAGGCACUGUAACCUGGAGAUGAUCUUAUUAAAAGGAAGAGGCCCAGUGGGUGAACAUCAUUACUGUGUUACCAGUAUUUCAUAUGUGAAGGUGUAAGUUCUGUUCCCGUUCGAGCCGUGCCUGCUAGGACAUGUCAGAACACAUAGAAGUGAAUGUUCCUAUUUAAGUUCAGCUCUGUGAAUUUGUUCUCUGUAAAAUAAGUUUCUUCUUGCUGUCACGUGUAACAAGCAGAUCCCAGAAACACAGUCCAUGGCCAAGCAUAGCACCUUCGAGCACGGAGGCAUUAUUUUCAGGGUGUUUCUUUUUAUACUUGCUGUUGCCGCAUUUGUUCAUAUUCCAGAUUGUAAUGAGUCAGCCACUAAAAGGUUUAGUUACUGGUGAGAGGAAAUUGCCUUUUUAUAACCAAUAAGAGACUGAAGAAAUGUCUUCWGCGACGACUGGUUUGAGAAUAGAGCCAUAUCUGUCCAGUUAUUUGGGCCAAAUCAGAACUGGUAUCACUGCACCCUGAGCAGUAAACUGCACAGUUAGCGAGUUAGCAAAGCCAAAAUGCGYGUUACUGAGUCCAAUAAAAAAUCCUGGGUUAGAUCUGUCAGAGACGAGGAGAUUUUUUUCUGACAAUUUACAGCAGUUAAAGUUCUCUUAAAAUUCUGUUCCGGGAGUGAAUUUACUACACUCUGCAAAGAUGGAAUAGGAUGAGGGCUUGGUUGCUGUCUAUUGUAUGGAGCCAGAUACAAAAUGUUUCCAGAUUUCCUUGUUUUAAUGCUUAACUCUAAGAGGACAAAAGUUGGUAUGGGAGAAGAUAAAGGGAAAAAACAGAUGCUCUGUCAUGAAAUUAGUGCUUUAAAACGUAUUUUUUURAUGAUGGGAGGAUAAUCAUUUUUAGUAGACAGCAGCCUUUCCGCUCAAAUCUCCUGUAAAGAAAAAGAGUGAGGGGCUCUGUUUUGAUAGCAGCUGUUUCUGGCCCCUGUUUACUGCUGAUUGUGAUAGCUUGGGUUAUUGAAUAAUCUUCU
Nothoprocta perdicaria is the source of this 4807-nucleotide messenger RNA. It is a transcript of the gene SH3RF3, whose product is annotated as SH3 domain containing ring finger 3. The transcript is spliced from 10 exons. The record is from RefSeq and is a predicted model, not a curated record. Gene Ontology annotation, molecular function: protein binding. Bases 1 to 2118 code for a protein of 705 amino acids. NCBI's taxonomy places the organism in Eukaryota, Metazoa, Chordata, Aves, Tinamiformes, Tinamidae.